Messenger RNA from Sardina pilchardus (European sardine), 764 nucleotides. RefSeq names its product C-X-C motif chemokine 11-6-like. Gene Ontology annotation, molecular function: chemokine activity. Lineage: Eukaryota; Metazoa; Chordata; Actinopteri; Clupeiformes; Clupeidae. The transcript is spliced from 4 exons. The coding region runs from base 36 to 329 and encodes 97 amino acids. The record is from RefSeq and is a predicted model, not a curated record. Gene Ontology annotation, cellular component: extracellular region. Gene Ontology annotation, biological process: chemotaxis; defense response; immune response.
AGCUGAUAGCGAACAGAUCAUCACCCGCUACAAUAAUGAAGACAGCCGCUCUCCUCGCUCUUCUGGUGGUCCUGCUCUUUGGAGAUGUGAGAGGGCAACUGGAUUCUCAGGGAAGAUGCAAGUGCCUGGAUGCAGGGGUCAAAGCCGUCCGCCCAAAAAGUAUUGAGAGGCUCGAGGUGCUUCCUCCCUCCGCCUCAUGCCCCAAUCUGGAAAUCAUUGUCACUCUCAAGGGUAAUGGAGGACAAAAGUGUCUGAAUCCAAACAGCAAUUUUUCCAAGAAUUACGUCAAGAGAGCCAUCAAAAAGAGGAACGCAGAGAUCAGUGCCUGAGAUGGUGGACUCCACUAUCAUGACCUUAUCAGAGCUACCAGCUACAUAAUGCAGUAUUACCUGCAAAAGGCAGCUAUUAAAUCAGUUUCAGAGUGCUUCAGAACUUUAAGUAGGACAAGAUGCAACAUGUUGCAAACAAUAUUUAAACUACAACAUUUAGCCUUUUAUUUUAUUCACUUUAAAGUAUUUAAUAUAAAUGUGAUUUGUCAUAUCUAGUUUGUUAAUUCUAUGUUGGUAAUUUCACUUUAUUAAACUUAUUCAUAAAAUGCUAGACAUUGUGUAGUUUGUGUAUUUUGCAUACAUUUUGUUAUUGUAGUCAAUGAUGUUAGCAUUGAAGUUGUGUUUGUGUCAUAUCUGUUUGUAAAUAAGAUUUUGUUAUAUAUUGUGCCGUAUGUAAACAUGAAUAAUAAAUAAAAGAUACAUGUUUAAUCUGAA